AUGAUCUACGCCAACAACCCAUCAACGCCAACACCGCCACCAACCACAUCGUAUCUAAGCUCAACGCCGUUAUGGCAAUGCAAAUACGACGGCGCAAUACUGCCGUCGGAAUGGUGCCACGCUCACAAAAUGCACUUUGACUUUAAUUCGUGUCUAAGUCGUAAAGAAGUAUGGUUAUUGUGGACGAAUGUCGUUUGUGAGUUAAUUGCUGGGCAAUGUGAAUCGUGGAUAAAUUUAGGUUUAUCACUGGAGAGCUUUGGUGCGUAUGACUAUUGUCACAACGUAUACGCAACCUGGUUCGAUAACUGCAAAAUAAAUUCGCACGCCGAAAUGCAUUUGGACCAUUCAACACUACUUGUGCCAUCAAUGGGUGGUUUAGCACCACCACCACCGCAUCAGCCUUUACCACCUACCAUGCUUAAGCAUCGUGGCGAUCCGCAACAACAACAACCCCAGCUGGACAUUCCAACAACGAAAAAGACCAAAGGUUUAGAUGAUGCCUCCGCCUAUCAACUGGAAUAUCAACACUAUCAAUCCCUGAUGUAUGCCCAUUGUGCCCAGCAGCAACGUAUGGCAGCGGCGGGACAAAUGUCCGCUUUCCGACCCUGGCCACAACCAAAAUCUUUUAUGCAUUCUGCAUAUAAUGCAGCAGCGUUGGCAGCUCUAUCCACUCUCCCAUAUUUGAGUCAAGAACCACCAGUUCUACAAAAUCCCGAACGAGUGGUCCGCAGUUCAGAUCGUGAACGGUUUGAGCGAACGUAUCAACCAAAUGUGGCGCUCGCACCACGUAAAACGCAUUUGGCUCAGGAGCGGGAGAAGGAACAGCGUGAAAUGCGUGAACGAGAACGUAUGGAAAGGGAGCGAGAGCUGGAACGGGAGCGUAUACGUGAAAGGGAACGGGAACGUUCGCGAGAACGUGAGCGUGAAUAUGAACGUGAAAGAGAAUUGAGAGAAAGAAAACUGCAGCAGCAGCAACAACAAAUCAACAAACCUCCACCUCCUCCGCCUCCAUCGCAAACCCAGGUUUCCAGUUUGUGUGAUGUCACCGAUAUCCAAAUUAAGCAGGAACGUGCCCCCACACCCACUGAAAUGAGUAGCAGUAGUCCCACACCCCCGCCGCCCCAUAACAAUAGCAACAAUCAGCAUCAUCCACACCAUCAUUUGCAUCUUACUCAUCCUGCCAUGGAGGAUGGGCGCCGUAGUAGCAACAGUUCGGGUAGACCGCCUUCUGAAAAUCCAGAUACGGAUGAUGUACUAAAUACCUGCAAUCCUGCAUUAAUGUCACCCCUGUCGCUGAGUCGUGGCAAGAGUUCGCUGGCCCAUUUAUCGCACAUGGAUCCAGUGCGCCGUUUGUCAUUGCAAAAUUCAUGUAACUCUUCGAACUCCUCCUCCGCCGCCGCCGCCUCAACAACAACUCCUGUGGCCGCAGCAACCACAACACCACCUGCCCCAAAAAUGCAGCAGCAUCAGUUGUCGCAUCAUUCGUCGGCUAGAUUAGGUUCGGCCUCCUCAGCAUCGUCGUCGUCUUCAUCAUCAUCGUCGUCGUCGUCUUCGACGGCAUUGCCAUCCUCAGCUCAGCAAAACUAUUUGAGACAAUCGCCAUCGCCAAAUCGGCGCUGUAAUAGUGCCUCCUGUACAAAUUCCCGUAGCCCUGAGGAAUUUGGUGGUUCCAAUGAGAUUACCUCGUCGACCUCUCCCAUGCCUCAUACGCAGCAUCAUAAUGCACAAAAUAUUAUUGCCACUGUGAAUCAUCACAAUAAAUUGCUGCCCUCUUCUUCAUCGUCGGCGGCUGCGUCAUCAUCGGCGACGAAUUUUGGUGCUAAUAGCAGUGGUGGCGCCCAACUGCUGAACCACAACGAAUUGCCAGGUCGUAUACGCAUAAGUAAAAAUCUAUUAAAUCAAAAUAAUAUUAUACGCUCGCCCACACCGCCGCCGUCGUCAAUGCAUUCGGCGUCAGGACAGGGCCAGCCUCACCUCAACCAGCAACAGCAGCAACAAUAUGACUACUAUAAACAUAAUGCCCGAUUUUAUGGCACGCCGCAUCAGCAGCAUCAUCACCAGCAGGCUCCGAUGCCUCCACACCCGCGACAAUGCCAUCAAAGUCCACAACCUCAGCUGGCAAAUCAUCAGCAUAAUUCGCCAUCACAGUCUUCCAAUGCCAGCCCAGCCGUGGUAACUGCUGCAUCCGCAUCAGGUGGUCUAAAUCUAACCACAAAUGCCACCAGCAGCAGCAUGGCAUCACCGGCAAACAGUGGCAGUAGCCAAGACAAUAGCCAGAAUUGCAUUAAACCUCCAACACAUCAGCACAUGAGAAUGGCAGGGCAAAUGGGAGGAGCGGGAGCAGGAGCAUCAUUUCUACAACAAACCCACUCACAGUUUGGACAACAUCAUGGGCAGCAUCACCCUCCUUCUCAUCACCAUCACCAUCUGCAACAUAGCCACCCUCACUCGCAGCUGCAGCAACAAUCUGCCCAGCAGCAACCACCCUCAUCCGCCACCUCCCAUCCUCAUCACAGUCUGGCCAAUGGACGCCGGCCCCUACCAUUGGUUGCCAUGAAUUCGGAAUUUGAAUUGUCCACCGAUACCGAUGACGAAAGUGUCAACGAUGGUGAACCGGAUAGCAGCAAUACGCUAACCCCCUGGGAAUUGGCCAUUGAGGCAUUGCGUGACUCACGACCCAAAGAACGCGAACGUCUCUUAAGCAUGCUACAGCGUAUUCUGAAUGAGAAUCAACAUUAUCGCUUGCAAAAUCAACAGCUCAAAGAGUUGAUUGUCGAGCGUAAUGAACAGAUUACGAAGUUGCAAACGGAACUGCAGCAUUGCCAGAGGCAAUUAUCGUUGCUACAGCUGGGACAACAACCCACGGUGGCGGCGACGGCGAAUUCAUUGAAUGGCGGUACAACUGGCAACAAUGGCCUAAUUACAAAAGCUUUACGCAAAGAGACCAGCAGCAGCCAUGAGGAUCAUCAGCUGAUGCUGAGAGUGCCGCUGAAAAAGUCGCUACGGCGUGAGCCGGAAUCCUAUGAUGAGGAGAGUAAUGAGCGAAAUCAUAAUCGGGAAGCAAAUGAGGGAGAGCAGCAUAGCUUUACGCCCUGCCUAAAAGAAAUCAAGAGAGAGCUUUGUGAAUCAAUGGAAGAGGAUGAAGAAGCCGCGGAGGAGGAAAGGGAUCGGGCGGUGGAGCAAAGAGCAGAAGAGAGCCAAAGACACAUAGUAGCCCCAGAAAGUAAUGAUGGCUCGAGGCAUCACCAAGUCGAAAGCUCUCUGGGGAGAGAUAUGGAAGAGGAUGAUGAUGAACACAACAACCAGGAGAGAAAGCUUAAUAAUGACUCAGAGUCCGAGUCCGAACAUAAUGAGGAGCCGGAGGAAGAGCAGGAGCAUGAGGAGGAGAAGGAGAGUCAGGAGUUCCACAAAAGCUCCCAAAGCUGCUUAAGGCAACGAUCUCAAAGUAAUGACAGCCUAAAAAGACGACUGAGCUUUGAGGAUGAAAAUGGAAUGGCGGAAAGCGGAGAGGAAGAUGAAGAUGAAGAAGAUGCGGAACGUCAUCAUCAGAGAGGGAAACGUAGGAUAUUGGAGGAAGAUAAUAAAGAUGAGAAAGCAGAUACAGAUCAAGAAAACGAGGAAAGUGAUAAAGAAGAGGACGAAGAAAAUCGAAAUAAUGGAGAUGAUGAAAAUAGUAGAGAGAAGGAUCAGGAUCACGAGGAGGACGAUGAUGAUGACGAUCAUAGCCAACACAAAAGGGUGCAGGCACCGCAUACGAAUGCUUUGAAUACACCACCCACAGCCACCACACCGCUCUCACCCGAUUCUGCUGCCACUGCGGGCCAGUUAUUUGACAGCAGUAACAGUAGUGAUGAGUCCUCAAUGAAAAAAGCUCAAAUGUCCGCCUCAAAUGCUUUGGCCAAAAUGAAUUCAGAGACCAAUGACGAUGAUGAUGAAGAUGAGGAGGACGAGGAAGAAGAGGAGGAAGCAGAAGAUGAUGCCGAAGAGGAAGACGAAGAGGAGGACGAGCAGGAAAUGCAACAAGAGGAGCAGGAAAUACAACACAGAAUGAGGUUUCGUUUGGAAAAAACCUCGAACACGACGACUUCGACCACAACUUCCAACAACAACUCCACUACCACGGUUGUGCUGGCCACCAAGGCUAGCAAAAAAUUAACUCCAACAACGAAUAAUGAUAUAAAAAUCAAACAGGAAUAUCUAUAAUAUAAUAAUUAUAUUAUUACAACAACAGCAACAAACUGAAAAUGUGCCGAUAUA
Musca vetustissima is the source of this 4257-nucleotide messenger RNA. RefSeq names its product protein split ends-like. The record is from RefSeq and is a predicted model, not a curated record. NCBI's taxonomy places the organism in Eukaryota, Metazoa, Arthropoda, Insecta, Diptera, Muscidae. The transcript has 5 exons. The coding region runs from base 1 to 4203 and encodes 1400 amino acids.